Molecule: messenger RNA, 984 nt
Organism: Helobdella robusta
Lineage: Eukaryota; Metazoa; Annelida; Clitellata; Rhynchobdellida; Glossiphoniidae
Exons: 8
Coding region: 1-984 (327 amino acids)
Biological process (GO): peptidyl-arginine methylation
Cellular component (GO): nucleus
Molecular function (GO): protein-arginine N-methyltransferase activity
Source: RefSeq, a predicted model, not a curated record
AUGACCUCCAAAGAUUACUACUUUGACAGUUAUGCCCAUUUUGGUAUUCAUGAGGAAAUGAUGAAGGACGAAGUUAGGACUCUAACUUACAGAAAUGCCAUGUACCACAAUAGACAUCUUUUCAAAGAUAAAGUGGUCUUGGAUGUUGGAUCGGGGACAGGUAUCCUGUGCAUGUUUGCUGCCAAAGCUGGUGCCAAGAUGGUCAUUGGGAUUGAAUGUUCUAGUAUCAUUGAACAAUCAGAAAAAAUAAUUCAGGCAAAUAAAUUGGAUCAUGUAAUAAAAUUGGUCCGUGGUAAGGUUGAAGAAGUUAUCCUACCUAACGGGAUCGAGAAAGUUGACAUCAUAAUUAGCGAAUGGAUGGGGUAUUGUCUGUUUUACGAGUCUAUGCUGAAGACCGUUAUCUACGCUCGAGACAAGUGGCUGGCACAAGGAGGACUCAUAUUUCCUGACAGGGCCUCACUCUACAUAUGUGCCAUCGAGGACAGACAGUACAAGGAUGAGAAAAUUAACUGGUGGGACAAUGUGUACGGUUUUGAUAUGAGCUGCAUAAAGAAGGUAGCAAUUUCCGAACCACUGGUAGACGUGGUUGACCCGAAGCAGGUAGUCACCAACAACUGUUUGCUGAAGGAAGUGGAUAUGUAUCGGGUGACGGAGGAGGAUCUCUCCUUCUCUUCUCAGUUCUGCCUCAUGUGUAGGAGGAGUGACUAUGUACAGGCUUUUGUUACUUACUUCAAUAUUGAUUUUACCUGCUGCCAUAAGCCUACUGGCUUUUCUACAGCACCGGGAGCCAGGUACACCCAUUGGAAGCAGACGGUCUUCUACAUAGAUGACUACCUGACUGUGAAAUCCAACGAGGAGAUUGUGGGCGUCUUCCAUAUUAAACCCAAUACCAGGAAUAAUAGGGACUUGGAUUUUGUGCUAGAUGUUUCUUUCCACGGAGAUCUAUCAAGUCUCGAUACGUCAAUGACAUAUAAAAUGCGUUAA